UGCCAACGUUACAAACACAUAGACCUGGUGGCUGACCGAAUCAUAUAAUUUCCUAAGUUCGCUGAUAGUUGGUCACACUGUGGACUGUGUGAUCACAAACUUGACGUGACAGCAGUUGUUAUGGCAGUAUGUUUAUCAAGCGUUAAAGGCAGUAAUUAUAUUGGUGUUACCUUUUUGUACACCAUUAUUUUUACACAAUGGAAGGUGGUGGGAAAGUAGCCGUAGAAGAAUAUGUUGAAAAUUUCUUAGCCGAGAAUUCUGCAUUAAGGAGAAAGCUGCAGAGUAAGGCUGAAGCAUUGUUAAUUCUUAGCAAGGAAUUAGACCAAUGCCGAACAGAGAGAGACCAGUUUAAGUUGAUGGCAGAGCAGCUUCAAGAUCGAUAUUCUGCUCUCAAGAAAAAAUCUCAUGAGAUGGGUUUGAGUAAGCUGUCUUUAUAUUAUGAUGGAAUUGAUUCAUAUGGUGCUAAUGCUCCAAGCAUACUACAGGUACUAGGGGAGACCAAAGAACAAAAUAAAGCACUCAAAAUGGAAGCAGAAGAUCUGAAACAAAAACUUAGAGAUGCUCAAGGUGAUAUAAAGGUACUCAGAGAGCACUUAAAUCAGCAGCGUAAUGCUCCGAUUGUCAGAGAUAAUGAAGCAUUUCCUUCCCACCAGAGGGAAGAAUUAGUUCAGCAGUUGGAGACACUGAAUCAAAGGUGCACACAGAUGGCUCUUGAUCUUCAGGCUGUUCUGGAUGAAAAGGAGGAUUUAGUGACAGAACGAGAUGCAUACAAGUGUAAAGUUCACCGACUGAACCACGAACUCCAUGUAGUUUUGAAGGGUGACAGUAACAAGGUUAUGGACGUAGAUGCUUUGGUCAUGGAAAAUAGAUAUUUACAAGACCGACUGCAACAGUGUGAAGAAGAAAAAGAAUUGUCAAAUCAGACAGUCGUGAAGUAUAAGAGCAUGUUGGAUAAGAAACGCAAUAAGGGAGCUGUGAAACUGGGAAGUAACAGCAGCACUGGAAUGAUAAUGUCUCAUAAGCAAGUGCAACAACUUCUUGAAAAUGGCACUGCUACACAGCUACCAAAUACUGCAGCCACUGUGGCAGAUCUGAAAAGUCUCUGCCUUGCACUUCUUGAGGCGCUGGGUGACAAGACUCUGGCAUUGUCACAUCAGAAAAAAGCUAACAGGAUUCUGGCAGGGCGCAUUAAAGAACUGGAGUAUCGAUUAGAAAGGAUAGAAGGAGGACGGGUUGCAGCAUUUCCAUCCCAGAUACUUCUUGAAGGCUACAGCAGUGCAACUGUAGACCGUGAAGUGGAAUGCCUGUUCAACAAUGAUUCUAGUUCAGAAGGAGAUAGCAGUCUCAAAGAAGUUCAAGAAGAAUGUGUUGAUAGCAUGGAACCAAGUCAUCAGAUGGAACAGUGUAGCAAGAUGCCAGGUGAUACGUGUAAUCUUUCAGCUAUUGGACAUCUAUCGUUUGGCAGUGGAUGCAGAACUGGUUCAAUGGAUGAAAAUACCUCAGGGUCUUUGGAAGACUGUCUGCCUCCACAGCUCCAGCUGCUGGUACAGAAAGCUCUUGAAGACAUUAGACAACAGUCAAAAACUAGUGCAUAACUUUCUUUCAGUUUGCGCCUGCCAGUUGUAUAUGGAUUCCCAUAAGCUAUACAAGAUAUGAUUCUUCCUGCCUAAAGCCAGCAUCUGCUGAAACAGCUGUGAUUCCCUUUUUU
This is a messenger RNA of Schistocerca nitens (vagrant locust), 1708 nucleotides long. RefSeq names its product coiled-coil domain-containing protein 149. The transcript has 11 exons. NCBI's taxonomy places the organism in Eukaryota, Metazoa, Arthropoda, Insecta, Orthoptera, Acrididae. The record is from RefSeq and is a predicted model, not a curated record. The coding region runs from base 198 to 1595 and encodes 465 amino acids.